Messenger RNA from Aspergillus japonicus CBS 114.51, 495 nucleotides. RefSeq lists its product as uncharacterized. The record is from RefSeq and is a predicted model, not a curated record. Bases 220 to 405 code for a protein of 61 amino acids. Lineage: Eukaryota; Fungi; Ascomycota; Eurotiomycetes; Eurotiales; Aspergillaceae. The transcript has a single exon.
CUCGAUUCUAGUCUCAGGGGCAGCUAGACUGAAAUUCCAUAAGGACUGUCAUGCAAAGUCGAAAUCCUAUUCGGAAACGAGCUCGGCAAGUUGUCUGGGACGAUCACGAUAACUAGAAGUCAUAUUUAUCGAUUGCAUCGAUCUUUGCUUCGGAUAAGCAUUGGUCGAUAUAAGCGAAACAGGAUUUCAGAAUCGAGACUCCGGAGAGGCAGUGCUAUAAUGGCACAGUUGCUUCUUGCUCACAAGGCUUGCGGCCUGCUUGACGGUGAAAAGGAUCUGCAUUUGCUUGGAAUGGGUGCUUGCGCCGAACAGUGGGGAGGUGGAUCGAUGCAGCACUCGCAUUUCCAGCCCUCGGCCAUCCUGGUGAGGUCACCAACGGACCUCACACAGCGGAAUGAAUGUUAGAAAAAGGAGACUACUUGCGAGUACACUUCAAUGCUUUCGCAAAGCAUGAGGAUGCUAGCUAAGCUAGUUUGGUGGUAAGGGAAGAAACAC